AUGGAAUCCCAGCAGUUACAAAGAGAAUUUCCUGCCUCUGAGAUUGCAAACGAAUUUGUGAACCAGUAUUACUGUGUUCUAAAUAACUGUCCAGAUAAGAUAUAUCAGUUCUACAAAGAUUGCAGCACUAUCACCCGCCCUGAACCCAAUGGUCAAUUGGUGCAUGUAGAAACCUUAGAAGCUAUGAAAAACAAGAUAGUGUCUAUGCUCAAUGAAGGAAUUGAGGUUAAAAUAGGAAGUGUGGAUUCACAGGAAGCUUUUAAUGAAUCUUAUAUCAUAUUGGUAACUGGAGUCAUAUUAGGGCACGACAAUGUCGAAAGAAAAUUUGCCCAGUCUUUCCUUUUAGCACCACAGGAGAGAGGCUAUUUUGUUCUAAACGAUGCAUUUCGGUAUUUGGAAGAAUCCCAGUACUCAGAAGAAAAAACUUUGUUGGUUAAUGAUGUUUGUGAUGAGCCUUUGCAGGAAGAGAUAGUUCCUGCAAAAAAAAUUCAAGGAUUUGAAUCACAACCUUCUAAAUUGGAAAAUAAACAUGCUACUGAAACUGUUGAGAAAACUACUUCACCACCAGAAGAAACAAGAAAAAUGAGUUUUCUAUCAGUUCUUUUGAAAGAGAACCCACAUCCUAUUCAAAUGCCAACUGUUGUGGUGAAAUUUCCAAUAAAUACCGGACUGAAAGCAAAUGUACCAUCACAAUCCUCGAACUCUAAUUCUACUGUUAGAUCUAGAAAAGCCCCAGUCAAUGAGAACUCAAUCCAUUUAAGAAAUUUGCCAUGGAAUUCUACAAUUACCUUGCUUGAAGAAGAGUUUAAAAAAUAUGGUUCUAUAAAGCCUGGUGGAAUUCAAAUCAGAGCCAACAAGGAAAAAAACUUUUGCUAUGGUUUCAUUGAGUUCCAAUCAUCAACUUCUGUGGACAGUGCUAUAAAGACAUCUCCUAUUGUCAUCUCUGGGCGUCGCGUAUAUGUUGAAAAGAAAAGGUUGGCUGGUUUAAGAGAUUGCCUUAUUGAGGUGGCCCUUCCUUAUUCUAAGGCAAAGAAGGAUGGUGUUGGAGACAACUUCUCUCCUAUAGAGGUGGAGUUGAGUGCUACCAUGCAGAUUGGGAGGUACUGGCGGAUGGUUGGUGUUGUCCUUUUUCUGGACUAUUGGGGUUAUAGAGGAGAUCUUUCUCUUGGAUAUUUAGGUUAUGGGGGCCUGCCAAAACCAUUUUCUCCAGCUAAGCGAAAUGGAUUUUUCUUAAGUUGCUGGACUUUGUUCUAA
Messenger RNA from Cryptomeria japonica (Japanese cedar), 1254 nucleotides. Its product is annotated as nuclear transport factor 2-like. Bases 1 to 1254 code for a protein of 417 amino acids. The record is from RefSeq and is a predicted model, not a curated record. Gene Ontology annotation, molecular function: mRNA binding. The transcript is spliced from 9 exons. NCBI's taxonomy places the organism in Eukaryota, Viridiplantae, Streptophyta, Pinopsida, Cupressales, Cupressaceae. Gene Ontology annotation, cellular component: cytosol; ribonucleoprotein complex.